Auxenochlorella protothecoides is the source of this 3993-nucleotide messenger RNA. Its product is annotated as DNA repair protein RAD50. Gene Ontology annotation, cellular component: Mre11 complex; condensed nuclear chromosome. Gene Ontology annotation, biological process: telomere maintenance via telomerase; telomere maintenance via recombination; chromosome organization involved in meiotic cell cycle. The transcript is spliced from 22 exons. Gene Ontology annotation, molecular function: ATP hydrolysis activity; double-stranded telomeric DNA binding; G-quadruplex DNA binding. The record is from RefSeq and is a predicted model, not a curated record. NCBI's taxonomy places the organism in Eukaryota, Viridiplantae, Chlorophyta, Trebouxiophyceae, Chlorellales, Chlorellaceae. Bases 1 to 3993 code for a protein of 1330 amino acids.
AUGCUGAUCAAGGGCAUCAGGUCCUUCAGCCCCGACAAUCAGGCCGUCAUCGAGUUCUACAGGCCACUCACCCUCAUUGUGGGUCACAAUGGAGCGGGAAAGACGACCGUCAUUGAAUGCCUCAAGAUGGCUUGCACGGGGGAGCUCCCGCCCAACACUCGUUCGGGGCAGAGCUUUGUCCACGACCCUAAGGUGGCUGGCGAGACGGAGGUCAAGGCCCAGAUCAAGCUCCGCUUCAUCACCGGCGCGGGCCAGCCCGUGGUGGUAAUCCGCUCCUUCCAGCUCACCCAGCGCAAGGCCAGCAUGGCCUUCAAGGCGCUGGACAAUGUUCUGCAGACGGUGAACCGCGCCACGGGGGCGCGCGAGGCGCUUUCCUACCGCUGCGCCGACAUCGACCGCGCCAUCCCCUCGCUCAUGGGCGUGUCGGCGGCGGUGCUGGAGUCGGUGGUGUUCGUACACCAGGAGGACAGCAACUGGCCGCUGGCCGACGCGCAGGCGGUGAAGAAGCGCUUCGACGACAUUUUCGCCGCCACGCGCUACACCAAGGCGCUGGAGGCGCUGCGCAAGCUGCGCUCCGAAAAGACCGCGGAGGCCAGGGAGAUGCGGCUGCGGCUGGACACCCUGCGCUCGCACCGCGAUGGCGCACGGAGGCUGCGGGGCGCGGUGGAGGCGGGCGAGGACGCGCUGGCCUCGCUGGAGGCAAGGAUCACGGAGCUGCAGCGCCGCAUCGAGACAGUCCAGGCCGAGAUGGAGACUGUCCUCCAGCAGCAGGCCGCCAUCAGGGGCGUGGAGCAGCAGCGCCGCCAGCUGGAGGCCCAGCACCAUAUGCUAUCGCAGCACAACUCCGAGAACCGCGCCCGACUGGUGAGUGCGUAUGGGGAGGAGGACGUCGGCAUCAGUCUGGAGGAGCUGGAGGAGUGGGAUGCCUCCCUUGCCCCAGAGACCCAGGCCGCCAGUGCCGAUGCCGCCAGGCUGGAGCAAAGGCUCGCACAGCGACAGGCGGAUGUUUCGGGGGCAAAGGAGCAGGUGCAACGUGCCACGAGGCGCCAGGGCCAACUCACGGCCGAAGCUGAGGCCCACGCUCGUGCCCUGGAGGAAAGGGAUGCCUUCCUUGGGAGACUGGCUGCAGGCAUGGGCUUGCCCGGGUCGCAGACUGGACUGCGAUGGGAGCAGCCAGAUGUUGAGCGGGUGGUCACGGCCUGCAGGGAGCAGGCCGCAGCCCUGGAGGCUCAGGCUGCCAGCAUGCGCAGCGCGCACGCAUCAGCCGACGCCGAGCUCAGCGCAGCGCUCGAUGCGGUGAACGCCGAGCUAGCCGGCGCGGCGGAGGGCGUGCGGCUGAGCGAGGGGCGGUUGGAGCGCAACACCGCCCUGCUCCACGAGGCUUCGGCCCGGCUGCCGCCCGCCGCGCCCAGCUCGGCGGCCGUGGAGGAGGCCGCGGCGCACGAGGCGGGCCUGGCCCGGCGCCUGGCCGAGGCAGAGGGCGUGUACCGGGUUGCCGACUUCGAGGCCCACCUCCUGGCUUGCCAGUCGGAGCUGGCGACGUUGCGCGUGCGCCUGGCGUCGCUGCGCCGGGAGCGGGACCGCGCGAGCAGCGUCGGGGAGGGCGCCACGCGCGCGCGCCUGCGCCGCACCGAGCUGACGCGCAAGCGCGGGGAGGCCGCGGCGCUGCUGGGGGCGGCGGCGCCGCUCCUGGCGGCCCUGCUGGGCCCGUACGCCCCGGCGCCGACCCCCAGCCAGAUCCGCGCUGCGGUGGAGGCUGAGGUGGAGACGCGGGCGGCAGCGCUGGCCGCGCAGCGCGGGGAGCUGGCCGCCACACAGGCGCGCGCCGCUGAGCUGGCGGGCCAGCUGGGAGGCCUGCGCGCACAGACCGAAGCAGCGCGGAGCGAGCUGGCGGAGCUGGCCGGCCGACUGCGGCGCGGGCUGGAGGGCGUGGGUGGGGGUGCAGGAGCUGCCGACGCAGCUGCUGAUGCGGCGGAUGACAUGGCGGCCGACGUGGCGCUUUGCCAGCGCCGGCUGGAGGAGGAGAAGGCCAGCAACGUGCACAAGCUGAAGACAGCCGAUGCCUUCCUGACUAUGAACGAGCGCUUCCUGAGCACCGCGCGCCAGCACAAUGCGUGCCACACCUGCGGCCGCCCCUUCCACGACGCCGGCGAGCUGGAGGCCUUCCUGGCGCGGCAGGAGCGGGAGCGCGCAAAGCUGCCCAGCGCACGCGGCGCAUGGGAGGCCGCCCUGCGCGACGCAGAGGCACGCCUGGCCCGACUGCAGGGCCUGGCGCCCAUUGCCGCACGCCACGACCGCCUGCGCGACACCACGCUGCCGGAGCUGGAGGCCGCCUGCAGCGGCCUAGAGUCGGCGCUGGCCACCGCGCGCGGCGAGGCCGAGCUGCGGGAGGAGGGCGUGGCGGAGGCCGUGCACCUGCUCCAGGAGGCGCGGGGGCUGCUCGAGACCGUGGCCUGGCCGGCCGACAAGCUGGCGGCGGAGAUCAGCGACCUGGAGGCGGAGAUCGGCCAGCUGAGCGGGAGCGUGCAAGCCAGUGCCUCCCAGGCCUCGGUCGCCGACCUGGAUGCCGAGCUGGCGGCCUUGGAGCGCGAGCGCCUGUCCGCUGAGGCGCGGCGGGAGGAGCUGCUGGCGCGGCAGUCCGCGGCGCGCGAGCUGCUGGCCUCCCUGGCCGCCGACCUGGCGGCCGCGCGCGAGGAGGCGCUGACGCUGCGCGCGGCCGCGCAGCGCGCCGCCGACCUGGCCGCCCGUGUGGCGGAGCUGCGUGCCGAGGGAGAGGCGCUGCGCGCCGGCGUGGAGGAGGCCCGGUCGGCGCACGCGCCGCGCCUGCGGCGCCAGGCGCGGCUGCAGGCGGAGCGGGCGACGGCGCGGGAGCGCGCGCGCGCCGCGGAGGAGGACGCGGAGGCCGCGCGCCGGCGGGCGCAAGACGCUGUGCGGGACCUGGAGGCGCGGCUGGCGGCCGUCGCGCGGCAUGACGCCGUGCGCGGGGCGGGGGAGCUCGAGCGCGUGGAGCGCGAGCUGCAGGGCCUGGCGUUGCGGCAGUCAACGCUGGAGGCCGAGGUCCAGUCCCUGAGGGAGGAGCUGGCGGAGCUGGAGGGCUCGGCGGCCGAGCAGGAGAAGCUUCGAAGGCAGAUCCAGGACCUGCUAGCCUACCGGCGCAGCCUGUCGCAGGAGGAGGGCAUGGCCCAGGAGCUCGCCAGCCUGGCGCAGACCAUGGGAGCAGAGGAGGUGUUGGGGGAGGAUGGGGAGAGUCUGGAGGCCCGCGGCCUCCAGCUGCAGGAGGAGCUGGCGAGGCUCAGGUCCAAGCAGGACCAGAGCGUGGGCUCCCUGCGCACCAUCCGGGAUAACGUCCAGAGUGCGCAGACAGACCUGGACGAGCCGCAGUUCCAGGGGAUAGACACGCGAUACCGCAAGCAGCUGAUCGAGCUGAAGACCACCGAGCUGGCAAACACCGACCUGGAGAAGUACCACAAGGCCCUCGAGAAAGCGCUGCUUAGUUUCCACACCACCAAGAUGCAUGACAUCAACAAGGCCAUCAAGGAGCUGUGGCAGCAGACGUACCGGUCAGCUGACAUUGACUACAUUCAGGCACAUGCCGAGGGCGCGGCAGGCCGAUCGUACAACUACCGGGUGGUCAUGUACUGCGGAGGCGCCGAGCUGGACAUGCGAGGGCGGUGCAGCGCUGGGCAAAAGAUCCUGGCAUGCUUGAUCAUCAGAUUAGCACUGGCAGAGACGUUCUGCCUCAAGUGCGGCAUCCUGGCUCUGGACGAGCCGACGACAAACCUGGAUGCAGCAAAUUCGGCGAGCUUGGCAGAGGCGCUGCGGCAAAUAAUUCUUUCCCGACAGAGCCAGGAGAACUUCCAGCUCAUCGUCAUCACGCACGACGAGACCUUCGCAAGGUUGAUUGGCAUUCGCGAGCAUGCGGAGUACAUGUGGCGAAUCACAAAAGACGAAAACCAGCACACACUCGUCACACAGGAAGAAAUAAUGUCAUGA